Messenger RNA from Rotaria sp. Silwood2, 1254 nucleotides. NCBI's taxonomy places the organism in Eukaryota, Metazoa, Rotifera, Eurotatoria, Philodinida, Philodinidae. The record is from the annotation of a GenBank genome assembly.
AUGCAAGACUACGCUGAUUUCCGAAAAAGUAUUCGAGAUUUUCUUCUUUUAAACCCAUCACCAUCACCAGCUGAUACAGUUGCUAUUCUCGAACGACUAGAAAAUCAAGUAUUCGACAUUUGUUCGUCUUUGGGUUCAAAAAUAGACGAAACAAAUAACGAUCUGAUCAAAACACUCAAAGAACGUAUUGAUCUCGGUGACCAAUUGAAUAUGACGAAAGAAUCAACAAAUAAAAUCAUUAAAUGUUACAACAUGUCUAUGAAAGCUGCAUCGCAUACCAUUGCACGAACAAUUAUAGAAAUGAUUGCGCGUGGACACACUCAAGAAAUUUAUUUGUCUGUGGAAAAACUUAUGAACCAAUUUCGUCUUGAGAAGAAGUAUUCGAAUAAUCGGAAAAUCAUUGAUUUGGUGCAAGAGGCAAAGACACGAUCAUUUUGGGAUAAAAUUACAUCAAUAGAACAAAACAAUCUUGAUCUUUAUCUUAAAUGGCAUUAUCAAAGUUUACAUAAGAAAAAUUUUGUUCCAACAAAUGAUGUGUUAAAACAUCUGUGGAGCAGAUCGAAAUCAACUGAUAUAGUAACAAGUCUCACGCAUCCUAAAUUUGGCUCAUUUUCGGAUAAAAUCGAACAUAUUGAAACAUCAUUCAUAAACCUCUACCAUACGUUGUCUGAAGUGAUUCACAAUUCUAGUCUUCCAUACGAAGAUGAUAAAUUGCCAAUUCCAGAUCUUAGUGAAGGUCAAUUCAGCCGAUCUGAUGCCUUAGCUCUUGCUUCAUUCUAUAAAAUUGCAUUACCAAAUAUUGAAUAUGAAUUCGUUACAAAUAUCGUCCAUUUCUCUUCUGAUUCAGCAAAUUUAUUUAAUCGUAUAGAUUUAAACAAUAGUAUGAACAUGUGUACUACCACAAUGAAUGGAACAAAUGAACAAUCAUUCAAACGAAAAUUUAGAAAACAAGAUGUGGAGACAAUCAAUUAUUAUCCAUCCGAUACCACAAUUGGUGGUCUUCUAUUUAGUAAUUAUAUAUCUGAAGAAAUUCGUCGUUUAAGUGUAAAAGAAUUAACAUCGUCACAAGCAAUUGAUCGUCUUGGUGUACUAGUAUCUGAUAGUCCAUAUGAUUUAGCAUUAAGACCCUUUGAUAAAAAAAAUGAUCGUUGUUUUACUUGUGAUCAAGGAUUUGUUGCUUGUUCAGGGCAUCUUGGACAUAUAUCACUUGUUUUACGUGUUUACAAUCCCGUAUUCUUUCUUCGAUCUUGUUAA